CUUGUUGCUGAGAAAAGCAGUUUUCUUUCCUGUUUAAAGGUGCUGCACAGCCACCUUCAAAUGUCAGUGCAGAAUGAUGCACGCCACGUCGCAACAGAAAAGACAAGCCAAAACAAGAGAAAUUUUUCCACCAUUUAAAGAUCUCAUGAACCGGACUCCAGAUAUUUCCACAGACCAUAAGAGAGAGGAGCAGUCAAAAGCAUCAUCAAACCCCCCUCAGAAGAUGACACUGUUUUUCAGGAAAAUACAUGACUUUCUACAACAAACUGCUGUUUUCAGCUCUUUCCCACUGAGUCUUUCUUUAAUUGGAUUUGAGGAGUUGAUGGAAAUACAUGUUUUUGCAUGCCCUUGUAGACAUGAUCUGAAUGCAUGGCUAACAGCAUCCAUCUUUAUUGGGCCUACUUUUUUUAUUUUUGCUUUAAUGUAUGUUCUUCUUAGACCUUUUAGACAUGAUUGGUUUAAUUGUUCUCAAGGAGUGAAAGAUGAUACUCGGCAGAACUGGCCUAAAGCUCUUGCACAUUGUAUGGUGCCAUCUUUAAUGUGGUUCAUCAUCUUGUUACUUGAUGGUGAUUAUAUUGCCUGUGCCAUGACAGACUGGAAGGGAGUUUAUGUGUUUGAUGUUGAGCUCAACAGGUCUUGGUGUAAACCUACUAAAGGGAUGCAAAGUGAGACAGAGCUUCAAGAUUUGAUUCGCAUGUAUAUUCAUCAAUCACGGGUUUCAGGUUAUUUUAUAAGCUUUUUCUUCAGUGUAUUUACAAUAAUCUUAGUGAUUAUUUUUGACUGCCACAUAAGUGGGAAAUGUGACUGCUGCCAAAAUCGACUGUCAUCCUGCUGCAGAAGAACAGCACAGACACAGAGUGAGGAACAAGGUCCUACUGCAAUGGGACUGGAACAGCAAGUGCCAGGGAGUUCUGGUACAACGGGACAGCAAGAGUCAAGGAGUUCUGCUACAGCGGGACAGAAACAACAAGCGUCAGGGAGUUCUGCUACAGUGGGAUGGCAAUUAGACAGUUCUGCUACAGCGGGACAGGGACAGCAAGGGUCAGGGAGUUCUACUACAAUGGGCUCUUCUUCAAUGAUGCAGGAAUUGCAAAAGCUACUGCCACUGCCACACCAGGGGGAACAUAAUGACAACUAUCAAAUGAGCCACUUAUAAAAACCAAACAGUGAAAGGCCAUUUCCUAACAAGACCAGCUAUUCAAGGAUUAGUUCAUUUUCAAGUAAAGAUUUUUCUGAUAAUUUACUCACCCCCAUGUCAUCCAAGUUGUCCAUGUCCUUCUUUCUUCAUUCAAAAAGAAAUUAAGAUUUUUGAUGAAAACAUUCCAGGAUUAUUCUCCUUAUAGUGGACUUCAAUUGGCCUCGAACAGUUGAAGGUCAAAAUUACAGUUUCAGUGCAGCUUCAAAUGGCUUUAAACCAUACCAGACGAGAAAUAAGGGUCUUAUCUAGCGAAACGAUCGGUCACAAAUGCGGCUCCAGUUCUGCUUUUCCCGUAAAUUGACAGAUUAAAUUGUUACUCUCUUCCUUAACCAAAACUAUAUGCCCUCAGAUUACUUUAAAAGCUUUAAACUACUUUUGUCUUAAAAAAAAAAUUGUCUAAAAAAAAUACAGAUCCUUCAGAAGCUGCAGAAAAAUUAAUAGUUGAACUUGGGUUCAAACGUUCCAUUUAUGUUCACUUCGAAAGAGUAAUUGUAUAUUUGUAUAUUUAUAUUUUCACCUUCAGAUAAACAAAGGUAAAUAUUUUGCAUGUGUGCAUUUUUUUUAUAGUAAGUCUCUCUUUAAUCUUAUUGUGAAAUUAUUUGCUCAGAACAGUCUGUAUCUGUGAAGCGGAAACGGAUGUUUGAAUGGAGAAAAAAAGAAAGUGACAUAUCUGGCAGUGUUUCCAUACCAUGAGAUUAAAGAGACUCACUUGAAAUAAAAAUGAAAGUGAAACGUGCUCAAUGCAGGUUUGCAUAUAACAUGAUGUGAAGAACAUGCAAAUAUCUAUUUAAAUGUAUUACUUUCAGUACUUUUUCACAACCUUUUUUUUUGUCAAAAAAAAAAAAGGGUUUUAUCGUAUUACCAAAAAAAGGACAUGCAUUAUUUCAACAUUAAUUUGAUUAUUUUGUUUUUUCAUUAUUGUUCGACCUUGCACUAAUCCUUAACCACAGAAAACAUAUAAAGACUUGAAAUAAACAAAUAAAUAACUGUAAAUGUCAUAGAAGCGGUGAACUAGAUGAAGAGAGUUUUUCCAGACACUUGACAAAUUCAUAUAUGUUUUAAGUUUUAAAAAGUGCUAACCAACAAUUUCAUUAUUUUAAAUAAAUUGUUACUUUAUA
Molecule: messenger RNA, 2316 nt
Organism: Ctenopharyngodon idella (grass carp)
Lineage: Eukaryota; Metazoa; Chordata; Actinopteri; Cypriniformes; Xenocyprididae
Exons: 4
Coding region: 74-1156 (360 amino acids)
Molecular function (GO): monoatomic cation channel activity
Source: RefSeq, a predicted model, not a curated record